Symbiodinium sp. CCMP2592 is the source of this 1146-nucleotide messenger RNA. The record is from the annotation of a GenBank genome assembly. Lineage: Eukaryota; Dinophyceae; Suessiales; Symbiodiniaceae.
AUGCAGCUGCAGUCCUUUCUGGAGGAAGCUGCUGACGGAGAGAAAAUGGUUAAAGUGGUUGAAGCCACCUUGGACUUGCUCAGGAAGAACCACCUGCUGGACCUUGUGGACAGCAUCAUCGAUGUGGGGUUCGUGAAGGCUACGUACUCCUACUGCCUGAAGGCCAGCGGGGGCCAAGAGGCCGUACAUCUCAAAGAAACAGAGCUCUUUGUGCGGGCAUGCUGCCCGAGCUCAAUGUUGGCUGUGCGGGCCAUGCUAAAAAAGCAACUGGGAACUCACUGGGAGGACCCUUCCCUUGAAAUGGCAAGGCUUCGCCGAGGCAACAGCAGCACCUGCAGCGGCAAAGGCAUCGCCGUCGAGUGCACCGGCUAUGCAUUGGGCAGGAAUGUGAGGAGGCGAGCUGACAAGACCACUGGCAAGAUCCAAGAUGUGAAAGGCGGCCUUGUGUACAUCCAGUUGGACUCCGGCGACGUCGCGAAGGAAUCCAUUGACAAGAUUCUGGGAAACGAGUGGGCCGUCUUCACCCCCAAAAGUGAAGCAGAGGUACUGGAAGAUUUGAGCAUCUACAGCCCUUCAACGAGUGUUGAGCUCCAGGCCUUCAUGCUCCAGGCAGAGAUCGCGAGGCAGCUUCAGAAACUUUUUGAUGAACAGUCCUCCGGCAUCGACAAGCUUGCCUUGCAAACGAAGCCCCAGAAGCAGCUUCAGGCCUCGCAGGACAUCCCCAAGGGAAAGGUGACAUUGGUGCCAUUGACGAGCAAGAUCCUCCACAAGGGCUCCAGCCAACCGAGCUGGUUCGAGGUGACGACGGACUGGACGAUGGAUGCGAGGAAGUUCUACGUGAGCUCCUCUUGUGUGCUGCCCAAGGAAGAUGAUGACAAGAUCAAGCCUCUCAUAGUCCCGUUUUUCUUCGUGAACUACACAGAGGACGAGGCCAACGUGAAGUUGCAGCCCAUGCAAGCAGAAAAGUCUUCCUCCAUCAAGAUCCCCGUCUUCAAAAGCACCAAGAAGAUUGCUGCCGGGGAGGUCGUUUUGUGCUAUAAGGCCAAGGACCUUAAAGCUCCACCCCUCCACCUCUCCCCCAGUGCGGCGAAGCGAUCGUCGUCCGGCGGAGUGGCAGUUGCAGCGAAGAAGAAAGCGAAGAAGUGA